Messenger RNA from Erigeron canadensis, 1176 nucleotides. Its product is annotated as F-box protein SKIP8. Gene Ontology annotation, molecular function: protein binding. Bases 104 to 979 code for a protein of 291 amino acids. Lineage: Eukaryota; Viridiplantae; Streptophyta; Magnoliopsida; Asterales; Asteraceae. The record is from RefSeq and is a predicted model, not a curated record. The transcript has 3 exons.
AAAGGCAGUUUUAUAGACACAAACUAUAUAUAUAGACAUAAUUAUAUAUUUAUUAGGGUUUUAUGUUUGGUAAAGAUUUCAUGUCUAACAAAAAUAUUUCUCAAUGGAGAGCGAUUUCCCUUUCGUAUCUCUAAUUCUAGCCCUAAUCGUAACCCUGAUUUGUUGCUUAUUUUCUCUCUUUCCUUUUAGAUUCACCAAAAAGAAUAUAGAUAAAAUUAGGGCUUGUAAUUGUGCCUGUGUUAAUUGUAAAGGAAUUGUUGGAAGUAGUUGUUGUGAGUCCAUGGCUGUAACGGCGACUGCGAGGAUGAUGAAUGGUGGUAAUGGACAAGUGGCGGGGGUGGAGAGGGAUAGGGAACGGCAGCAAAUGAUCGGUGCGUCGAUGAUGGAACAGUUGGUUCCAGAGAUCACGACACAUGCUUUGAGUUAUUUGGAUUUCCCUAGUCUUUGUAGGUUGUCUAUGACUAAUUCUUCUAUGAGGAAAGCUGCUAAUGAUGAUAAUGCUUGGAAGGCUCUUUAUCAUAAGGAUUUUACACUGGAACAGGGUAGUGUGAUUCCUGCUAAUGGGUGGAAGGCCUACUAUGCAGCUACCAGAGCAAUUAUGAAUACCAAUCAGCAGUUUUUUGACAUCAUUAGGGAAAGAUCUCUUCCAGAUAUGGGUCGGUUUUGGCUUAAUGCAGAUUAUGUUAAAUGUAUCCAUGCCUCAGGGGAGCUCUUCAGUGGGUAUAGCGGGGUCUUGGGGAGCUGGCAAUUGGCUUUUAACUGGGAGCAACUGAAUUUCCAGGUUCGGGAUGUAAGGUCACGGGUAUUGCCCGGGAUAGCUUGGGUGACAAUGAAAGCCCAUGUUGGAGUGGACCAUGGCACUAUGAACAUGACAAAUGUGUUUGAGUUCCACAAUGAUCAGUGGUUGAUGGUUCACCACCAUAGCUCCCUGAUGCUUGAAAAUGGUGAAGGGGCUGAUCAACCUCCAAUGCUUGGGUGAGAAUUGAGAAGGAAGAUGCUUUUAUUUAUAUUGAGUUUAGAUGACACCUUUAUCAAGAUAAGGCGGAAAAGGAUAUGGUACAGUUUUUUUCUUAACUACUAGGAAUGCAGGACUCCUGAAGAUAUGUUGGUUUAUUUUGGAAUUUGGAUGGAUAUUUAUGAUCGUAUAUGAAUCUAUCUUUUUCUCCUAUUGAUCGA